This is a messenger RNA of Aspergillus affinis, 1035 nucleotides long. RefSeq names its product ankyrin repeat domain-containing protein. Gene Ontology annotation, molecular function: protein binding. Bases 1 to 1035 code for a protein of 344 amino acids. NCBI's taxonomy places the organism in Eukaryota, Fungi, Ascomycota, Eurotiomycetes, Eurotiales, Aspergillaceae. The record is from RefSeq and is a predicted model, not a curated record. The transcript has 2 exons.
AUGAAAGAACUCCCCGCGUCGUUCGUGGCGCGAUGUCCGAGUUUCGCGCAGGAUACAAACGCCAGAUUAGUGAGGAAAAUUGAAGAGAGUAAUUACUCCACGCCGUUGAUCUUUGCAGCCGCGGCGGGGUAUACAGAGGUUGUGCGCGUGCUGUGUGAGCAUCCGGAUCGGGAGAAUAAUAUUGAUUGGGAAAAUGAGAGUGGGGGAGCGAAGAUGGAGCGGAUGACGAAGACGCAGGUGAAUAUCAUUCAUGAUGCGACGGAGGUAGAACAGCCUGAAGGUCCGUUGCGAUUGCUGGUGCAGCAUGGGGUGUCUGUGGAUAAGAGGAUAAAUUAUUAUAGAGACUGGUAUGGUGACACGCCGCUGAGCGCUGCGGCGAAGCGAGGGGGGGCUGCGACGGUGGAGGCGCUGCUGAGGCUGGGCGCCGAUUUAAGGCUGAGUGAGGAACUGGAUCACACGCCGUUGUUUGAUGCGAUUAGGAAUGACAAUGUGGAUUUGGUGAGUCUGUUGCUGGAUAACGGGGGAAUUAUGAUGCCGAGAGGUCGAGAAGAGUGGCCGCCGCUGGAGUGCGCGGCGUAUUAUGGGAGUAUGGAGGUGGCGAACAUGUUGCUUGAUCGGGGGGCAGAUAUCAAUGCACCAGAGACAGGGAAGCUGCUGCUGAAGUACAAGGCGGACGUUAACACGAUGGAUAAAGGCAAAGCGUCCAGAAGAUUCAAGUCCAAGCCCAUUUCGGCACUGGCGUGGGCAGUCUGGUUAGGCCGGGAAGAGAUCGCACGGUUAUUGAUUGAUCAUGGAGCUGACGUGAAUACGAUGGGAUGGGGGCGACAAGUGAUGCCCUUGUUGACGGCGACAAUUCUGUAUUCGGAAAAGCGACAUCUCUAUACGAAAAUGUUGCUGGACAACGGAGCGGAUGCGAACGCACUAGAUGACUGGGAAUUCGCCAUUGUACUCAGCACUCGUGAAAGAAUAUACAGAAGUCGUGAGGUGGUUGCUGGAACAUGGAGCGGACGUGAAACAACGGGAUUGGCAUGGUGA